Messenger RNA from Acanthosepion pharaonis, 654 nucleotides. NCBI's taxonomy places the organism in Eukaryota, Metazoa, Mollusca, Cephalopoda, Sepiida, Sepiidae. The record is from the annotation of a GenBank genome assembly.
AUGGAACCAGACAAUUUCCCCCCCCCCUUUUUUUUUCUUCGCGUAUUCCUCCCCUCUCUCUCUUUUUCUUUCUUUUUCUCAAUUUCUCCCUCGUUUUCUGAACCUUCCUUCCUUCCCUCUCGUUUUUCUUCCUUCCUUCCUUCCUUCCUUCCCCUCCCAUUUUCCAAUCUUCCUUCCUUCCAUUUUCUUUUCCUCCAUUUCCUGAAUCCUUUUUUCUUCCUUCCUUCCUUCCUUCCCUCCUCCAUUUUCUCAAUCUUCCUUCCUUCCUUCCUCCAUUUUCCCAAUCUUCCUUCCUUCCUUCCUCCAUUUUUUCUUCCUUCUUCUUCCCUCCAUUUUCUUCCCUUCCUUCCUUCCUUCCCUCGUUUUCUUCCUUCCUUCCUUCCUCCAUUUUCUCAAUCUUCCUUCCUUCCUUCCCUCCUCCAUUUUUUUCUUUCCUUCCCUUCCUUCCCCCUCGUUUUUCUUCCUUCCUUCCUUCCCUCGUUUUUCUUCCUUCCUACCUUCCCUCGUUUUUCUUCCUUCCUACCUUCCCUCGUUUUUCUUCCUUCCCUCCUCCAUUUCCUCAAUCUUUUCUUCCUUCUUCCUUCCCUUCCAUUUUUUUCUUCCUUCCUUCCUUCUUCCUUCCAUUUUCUCAAUCUUCCUUCCUUCCUUCCCUAA